This is a messenger RNA of Equus quagga, 1629 nucleotides long. RefSeq names its product mRNA turnover protein 4 homolog. Gene Ontology annotation, biological process: rRNA processing; ribosomal large subunit biogenesis; nuclear-transcribed mRNA catabolic process. Bases 950 to 1441 code for a protein of 163 amino acids. Lineage: Eukaryota; Metazoa; Chordata; Mammalia; Perissodactyla; Equidae. Gene Ontology annotation, cellular component: preribosome, large subunit precursor; nucleolus. The transcript has 5 exons. Gene Ontology annotation, molecular function: RNA binding. The record is from RefSeq and is a predicted model, not a curated record.
CCAAGGAAGUGCUCCCUCUGCCGGCAUCCUCAGCCAGCUCCAGAAUCUGAGCUCCCUGGAUCCCGUUAGUGUCAAUUUCCUUUCUACAGCGUCAGAGGGAGGCUGGCACAGAGAGGGCAGUUAGUCACCGUGCCACCCCACUCCCCCAUUCGCCAGGCGGAAGCACUGCCAAAUGAACAGAGCACCCAGAGCUCCACGGAGCAAAGUCUAGGGCCCAGAGCAGCGAGGAAGCCGAUCCCCCACCUGUCCCAAAUCCUGAUCCGGGCUGUGCCAGGGAAUGCCAGGGCUGUAAGGGCAGGGUUGCUGCAUAUCAGGCCGGAACGGGGUACAAGCCAGGCACGGGAACAGGGGCCGGGACUGCACAGCGCCAGACCCAAGGUUCGCAGUGCCCCCUAGAAGGGCUAGCCAAGUCGGUCCCAGCUAGACCACAGAGGGGACGCUGCUGCAGGGAGGCUCCUGAGCUGCCUUCUCCAAGGGAACACAGGAAAGGAGUCAGGACAAAGCCCUGGCCGGCUGAUCGGGUCUAAAUGUGGACGAGGCCUGAGGAGCUGGGGUUCACAGAGCUGCAGGGUGGCCAGGGGUGCAUGGCGCCCUGGGAGGGGGCGAAGGGGUCGGUCCUGACCGCGACAGGUGCACGGCUGGGGCCAGGUCAGCGCUGCACCGUGCCAGGGGAGGUCAGGGGCCGGUCGGGGUGGGGGGGCGUCAGGCCACACCUUUGCAGUCGCCACCACCCAGCCCGAGCCCCAGGCCGCCCAGGAUGGUCUCGGACUGGCCGUCGCUGUAAACGAAGGCUGUGUCUAUCUCGGUGUGGCCGCGCUCCAGGAAGGCGCGCACGGCCGCGGCGCUGGCGGGCGCGUCCAAGCUGGUCCCCAUCCCCAUAGCGCCCAGUACGGUGGCGGGUCGGAUCCCGGCGCCCGAGGCGGCCCGCGGCGUAGACAGCAGCCGGGACAUGGCGGCAGCAAGACACUCGGACAGCACGGGAGACGGCUCAGCAGUCAGCAAGAAGUUGAGGGGGGAAGUUGGUCUCCUUUUCACCAAUUGCACUAAGGAGGAAGUGAACGAGUGGUUCACGAAAUACACAGAGAUGGACUAUGCCCGAGCUGGGAACAAAGCAACUUUCACUGUGAGCCUGGAGCCGGGGCCCCUGGAGCAGUUCCCCCACUCCAUGGAGCCACAGCUGAGGCAGCUGGGCCUGCCCACUGCCCUCCAGAGAGGGGUGGUGACCCUGCUGUCUGACUACGAGGUGUGCAAGGAGGGCGACGUGCUGACCCCAGAGCAGGCCCGGGUCCUGAAGCUUUUUGGGUAUGAGAUGGCCGAAUUCAAGGUGACCAUCAAAUACAUGUGGGAUGCACAGUCUGGAAGGCUCCAACAGAUGGGAGAUGAGUUGCCAGAGAGCGCCUCCGAGUCAGAAGAAGAAUCAGAGGAAGAAGAUGACGGCUGAUGGGACUGGGGACCAAGGGGCUCCCAGCCAAUCCAAGCGCCAUGUCGCCUGGACCCCGGGACCGCCGCCCUUCCCGGGGGACAGCAGUCAUUUUGCUGUGGAUCAAGACAAGGGAGGGCGAUAGGGACAGACUGUUGUUCUAUAAAGAAUAAAACUGUCACCAGGGUGUCUCCCUGUAGACAGCAAAA